AUGUCUGUCAGAAGAUAUACCUUCACAGUCCACGGCUACGUUCAAGGUGUCUUCUUCCGCAAGUACACCCAGAACUCUGCCAAUGCCCUCUCAAUCUCUGGAUUUGUUCGAAACCUCCCGAAUGGCAAUGUAGGCGGCGAAGCGGAAGGAUCGCCAGACAAACUAGAAGAGUUUCGACAGAAACUUGAGCAAGGAAGUGAUAUGUCUACCGUUCAGAAAGUAGAAUGGGACGAGAUUGAGGCUAGAAAGGAAGAUGAGGGGCAGGGAUACAUGAAAGCUAUGAGCUCGGAGAGGUUUUCGAUUGCAAGAUCACAUCGUUGA
Molecule: messenger RNA, 321 nt
Organism: Orbilia oligospora ATCC 24927
Lineage: Eukaryota; Fungi; Ascomycota; Orbiliomycetes; Orbiliales; Orbiliaceae
Exons: 2
Coding region: 1-321 (106 amino acids)
Molecular function (GO): acylphosphatase activity
Source: RefSeq, a predicted model, not a curated record